Daldinia loculata is the source of this 2973-nucleotide messenger RNA. RefSeq names its product nucleotide-diphospho-sugar transferase. Gene Ontology annotation, cellular component: eukaryotic translation initiation factor 2B complex. Gene Ontology annotation, molecular function: translation initiation factor binding; translation initiation factor activity; guanyl-nucleotide exchange factor activity. The transcript has 3 exons. Lineage: Eukaryota; Fungi; Ascomycota; Sordariomycetes; Xylariales; Hypoxylaceae. Bases 138 to 2333 code for a protein of 731 amino acids. The record is from RefSeq and is a predicted model, not a curated record.
GGAGUAUCAUGAUAACCAGUACAAGCGUAGCUGCCCCUCCAUCAACCUUUGACUCAUUUUCCAAAAAUUAAAACCGACAUGAGCACUUCCAAGUUCACCAUCACAAAAUCUCCGACAACAGCGCGAAUUGAACUGCCAUGUCGCAAAAUAAAGCCGCGCGAGGCGGUGCCGCGACAAAAGGAAAAAAAUCAAGCAAGCCAGGAGCUGAAGACAAGAGAGAAGAUGUUCUUCAAGCGGUGCUCAUAGCAGAUUCCUUUCAGACCAGGUUCCUCCCAUUUUCUGUAGAGAGGCCAAGAUGUCUCCUCCCACUUGCCAAUAUACCUCUCAUCGAGUACACCCUCGAGUUCCUCGCCAUGAACGGCGUGCAGGAAGUCUUUAUAUACUGUGGAGCCCAUCAUGAUCAGAUCGAGCGAUACGUCCACGACUCGAGAUGGUCCCCUAACUCAAGGUCCUGUCCGUUCUCUAGCCUCGAAUUUAUCCGUGUUGCCGAUGCUAGGUCUAUCGGCGAUUUUCUUCGAGAUCUAGACAAGCGCAACAUCAUUGGAGGGGACUUCGUACUGGUACAUGGGGAUCUUGUUUCCAAUAUUUCCCUUGAUGCAGCUUUGGCAGCGCACAGGGCUCGCCGGGAAGCGAAUCGAGACUCGUGUAUGACUCUGGUGCUGCGAGAAGCUGGUGAAGGAGAGCACAAUACUAAGACCAAGGGGCUAACGCCGGCAUUUAUAAUCGACCCGAACGCCAAGCGAUGCUUACACUACGAAGAGAUACACCCCUUACAGACUGAUCGCUACGUUACCCUCGAUCCUAGCAUACUUGAGAACCGCGAAGCAGAAGCCCGGACAGACCUGAUUGAUGCCGAGAUUGACAUAUGUACACCAGAUGUGCUCGCCUUAUGGUCCGAAAGUUUCGACUACGAACUCCCCCGGGCCAACUUUCUCCAUGGCGUACUGAAGGACUGGGAGCUGAACGGGAAGAUGAUCCACACCGAAAUUGUUAACGAGGGCUACAGCGCGCGUGCUAAGAACCUUCAGAUGUACGAUGCGAUUAGUCGGGACAUAUUGAGUGGCUGGACCUAUCCAUUUACACCUGAAUGCAAUCUCCUACCGGGUCACUCUUAUCAAUCACAAGGCGACAGUGUGUAUCAGGAGGAUGAUGUCGAAAUUGAGUCUGGAAGCGAAGUAUUCGAUUCAGUCCUCGGAAAGGAGACUCAUGUUGGGUCCGGGAGCGUUAUACAAAACAGCAUCAUUGGCCGAAACUGCAAAAUUGGUAGCAACGUCCGAAUUACUAACAGCUUCAUAUGGGAUGAUACUACGGUUAAUGAUGAGGCUGUAGUAGAACAUGCGAUUAUAGCUGAGAGAGUAGUGUUGGGUAAGAAAGCCUUCAUCCAUGAAGGCGUGCUGGUAUCGUUUGGGGUUCACUUGGGUGAUGGUACGGACGUCAAGCCUGCUACGAUGUUAUCCCUUCUUUCUUGUGGUGGACAGCUCGUAUCGGCACAGCCCGAAUUCGUUGGUUCUGGUGGCAAGGGGGCACUCUUUGAGGAUCUCGAAGAUGAUGAGACAGAUGUUGAUGAUCCGUCGAGAUUGCAAAAAUCACUUAUAUACUCUCUCGAAGAUCUUGACCUCUCCGAUUCUUCUGUCUCGACACUCGCGGAUGACGAUGAUUUGUCUGACGAUGGGUCGGGUCCAAUAUCGCCCAGCGCUAGUCACCCCACCUCGAGAUCGCGACUUUCCUCCUUCGCUUCCGAUGAUUCAGGAGGCCAGACAUUUUCCUCCUUUCACUCAGACGCUGUUCAUGGGCUGCUGGAUGUUCUCCGCGGGAUAUCGGGUAACUUUGAAUCAGAGAAACUUGAGUUCAUGUCACUACGACUUGCCAACAAUGCGUCUGAUGCCGCUAUGAGGAAGGCGGUUGCGACGGCCUUCGUUCGUCGCGCGGUCGAGCUUAUAAAUUCCGAGAAUGAUGCUUUGGAACCGUCAAAAGCUGCUAAGCAGGUACUCACCUCACGAGAGGGUGCUACGAAUUUCGUCUUAGAGGUUGGCGUUGGUGAUCAUUCCGUAUCAGAACAAGUCGAAUUCGCGCUGGCGGUGCAGAAAGCGUGCGUGAGUAGUUCCAGAUUUGUUGAAGUUGCCAAAACUGGCAACCUCCUUGCUGCUAUGCUGCAGCAGAUGUACGAUCUUGAUAUCCUCGAAGAAGAGGGUAUCCUAGGUUGGUGGGAAGACGAUAGGGGUAAGGAGGACGGCUUGAUGUCGGAGGUACGGGAAAAAUGCCAGGCACUAGUUGAGUGGCUUGAAAACGCCGACGAAGAAAGCGACGAGGAAGAAGACGACGACGAUGAGUGAUGGACAUAAUCAUAAUGCCAUCAUAAUGCCAUCAUAAUGCCAUCAUAAUGCCAUCAUAAUACCAUGUGAGACGAGUUGGGCCGACGCCCUUUUUAUCCUCACGCUGAAAUACCUUACGGCACCAACAGUAUGCUAUACUAAGCGACGGGGUUCCUGCCUGGGACUUCCCGCCGCCCUCGGCAUCACCACAUUAGCUUUGGGGGUAAUCAUGAAUCCUACGAGGAUAUGGUUUGGGCUCAUGCGGGGUAAUGCCAGGGGGUUCAUAAGGGGUUCAGGAUUGCGUUGAAAUAUAUGCAUGGGAUGAUUAGUAGCGAGCUGCUAUCGGCAGUCAUAGUAAGAAUUUGGCAUAGGGUUCUUCUAUUCUGAACAUAGAUCGAGCCAUAAUGAGAAUAGAACAGUAAAAUUGCAAACUUAUUACCUCAAGUACCUAAGUAACUUGGGUGACGUGUAGGUACGUUGUGAUUUUUGAUUGAGCUUGAAUGUUCCGAGCUUGGGAAUGUUCUAUGCUAUUGGCGGGGGUUUUAGUUUUAGAUGUUAGCACUUUAAGUUGGUACGCGUUAUGCGAUUAACACGAAGACGCGUCUUGACGCGCUUACUUCUAAUCUUUCAAUUAAACAAUUAGUUAAACAAUUAAACUUGC